Wasmannia auropunctata (little fire ant) is the source of this 5889-nucleotide messenger RNA. It is a transcript of the gene Dab, whose product is annotated as protein disabled. The transcript is spliced from 7 exons. NCBI's taxonomy places the organism in Eukaryota, Metazoa, Arthropoda, Insecta, Hymenoptera, Formicidae. Bases 4 to 5346 code for a protein of 1780 amino acids. The record is from RefSeq and is a predicted model, not a curated record.
CCGAUGCAGACCUUACGGAAAAAAAACAGUCCGUGCAAGUUCAAGAAUGACCCAACCCGCUUUCUUGGGGAGGGCGUGUCGUUCAAAGCGAAGCUGAUCGGUAUUCUGGAGGUGUCGGAAGCGCGCGGCGACCGGAUGUGCCAGGCGGCCUUGGCUGACCUGAAGAUGGCGAUUCGCGCCGCCGGCGAGCACAAGCAACGAAUCGCCGUUCAGGUCAGCAUAGACGGGCUUCGUUUGAGGGACGAAAAGACGGGGGACUGCCUGUAUCAUCAUCCGGUGCAUAAAAUAUCAUUUAUCGCUCAAGAUAUGAGCGAUUCGAGAGCCUUCGGAUAUAUUUUCGGGUCACCGGAUACCGGACAUCGAUUCUUCGGCAUUAAGACUGACAAGGCGGCGAGCCAGGUGGUAAUAGCGAUGCGGGACUUGUUCCAAGUAGUGUUCGAACUGAAGAAGAAGGAAAUCGAACUGGCGAAACAGCACAUAGAGCAGAAUGCCAUUAAUGCGAUUAAAUUCCACACCGGCGGUAUUUUCGUUGAGUCGGCACCCGACACCAAGGGCGCAGCGGGCACCGAGUCAUCGUUUCACCGAAUUCGCACGACUAACUGCGAGGUCGACAAAACCGCCGAUCGCAAGAACGAGACACAGAGCGGUGUGAUUGCGGAUUUGCUAGAUCUGCAGUUCGAACUGAACUCGCUGCAGCAGGGCAUUCAUCAGAUGGACAAAAUUACGCCGGAAAAUCCCGUACCGUCUACCGACGAUCUAUUCGAGACCGAUCCGUUCGGUGAUUCUUUCGCGAACAUGAAGCUGCAGGACACAGUUCGUCCGAUUCUGCCACCGCCACCCUCCUCGACAAAGAGGGGACAUUUAGAGCGACAGCAUACUGUACCGAUGCCGCCCGCAUCGACCACUUCCAGUCCGGCGACGACGUUAGUUAGUAAAACGCCACCACCACAGAGCACGAUUCAUUGGUUCGACAAGGAGGCUGAGGAUCUCUUCACCGACAACGAGAUGGCGAACCUGAGUAAGAAUUCAACGGCGAAGAAAGACCAGGAGGACAGCUCGGUGGAGACUACGCCUCGUAACAGUCAGACGAAGAGCCCGCAGAUCGACGUGUUCACGGAGCUGGAUCCCCUGGGGACCGGUCUGAUCAAGCCUUACGUGGACAAGAAGGACUUCUUCCAGCAUCUGAAAAAUCCACCGAAAAAAGUCCUCAAGGAUCUGGUGUCCACGAGCUCCACCGACAGCUUCCCAACAAACUUCAACAUCACUACCAGCACGGAAGGCAUGGAGUCGACGAAGACCGAGCAGCUGUCGUCGAGGGACAGCGAGGACAGCAAUUUCGCCAACUUCGAUCGAUUCGACGAGAACGAGGCGGGCCAAACCUCCUCCCAGCAGAGAAUCAACUCGCCGCCGAAGAAGGAGACGGUCUCUCGACCGUCGAUGCAUCAUCAGCCACUGUCGGUGUCCUUGCCGCCGGAGGAGACGACGACCACCAAAGGAACGACUGGCGCUUCGGGGGGCAGCUCGAUUCUUCGCAGCAUGGACAGAGACUCGACGGAGUCGACGCAGGGAUUGGUGAAGCUACCGAGUCCGAAGAAGUAUCUCCAAUCAGUACGGAAGAGGGACUUCGACAUCGACCUGCCGGCUGGAAAGACGCAGUCUGUGGACUCCAACAAGCAGUUCCCGGUGGAUUUCUCGAUAACGAACGAAUCACCGGCGUCGCCGUUACGGUCUUGCUCGUCGGACGCGAACUCGCGUCUUUCUAGUUCGAGCGCGGAACUGGAUCUGGUGCCGGAACCGCCGCCCAGGGGCGCGGGGAGUAUCCUCAUCAAUCCACCGCCUUUGCCGCCGAAGAAGCAGGGGGCUCGUGGGGGCGCGAGGCCACCGCCCAGACCGCCACACACGGAGGGGCACUUCCAAUAUGAUUUCCCGCAGCGCGAGGCAUCGCCGUCGCCCACCAAGAUCGUGAAAGAUAAAACUAAAAGCCCGUCAAGAGAUACCAAGGGUCAUCAGUUCGACGAUAAUUUCAGUCCGCCUCUUCAGAUAUCCGGCAAAUCGGACUUCACGACGAGCGCUACCUCCGCCUUCGAGGAUUCCUUCAGCACGAUGAUAUCAUCCACGACGUCGUUGUCGUCUGCGUCCUUUACCAGCGACGGCACCGUCCAGGACACCAAAAAGAUGAAACCGCCGCUCGACAUCACGCUCAGCCAGCUGACGUCGUCGUGGACGAAUCUAGACGACUUGGCUUCCAGUCUCGGCAUGACCAUCCAGCAGCUGACGAGUUUAACUUUGACGCAGCUCACGCAAUGCUUGGCGAGUCUUUCGACAAAAGAAACCGCUGUCGGCAGCACGGAGGAAACUUUGCCAGUAACAACAACGUCGACGACGAUGGAAGAGCAAACGGUGGUUUCGUCCAAACCCGCGACCUCGUCGCUGUCAUCGUUGGCGAUAACAAAGUCGCUCGAGACGACGAUCGGAUCAAGUUUGACCUCCUUCGUGUCGGAGUCUUUCAAAACUAAUUACGAAUCGGAAACAAAGCAGGAUUCUACGUACGACAAGUACGCAGUUUUCCGGGAAUUGCUGGAGAUGGAGCAGAUGGAACAGGAGACGAAAAUCGAGGCAGACAAGGAAGAAGUACUUAAUGAAAGCGCGCAAGGUUCUGACGAAGCGGAGAUUCAGCCGGAAGUGCAGACCGGCGAGAAUUCUUUAGCUUCGUUGGUGAAUUUGACCGUCAAGCUACCGGUCAAGAGCGAAACUUUGUUGAAAGAAGGGUCCACGGCGAGGUUGGACGAAACGUCUAGCUCUCUCGCUAGUUUAAUGAUGGAGAAGGAUAAAUCGCUGGAUGUCGAAGACAAAGAAGCCGAGAGGGAAAGCGACGCGAUAGCAGAUGCAGACGCCACGUCCGAUUCGUCCACGGUCCAGCCGACAGAGAUAGACAUCGAGGACGAUAAGACGCAGACCAUAGAGUCGGAUGAGAGACUGGAAAACUCCGAGAGAGGAAGCGACGCCAAUGGCACGUUGUCCGAUAAAGUCGGUUUCGACAUACUCAACGACGAGACGAACGGCUCGUCCGUGGCCGAGAGAUCCUCGACGGAAGUGAAGUCCUCGAUCUCGACGUCGAGCGACAGAUACGCCGCGCUGCGGGAGAUCAUCGGCGAGCCGGAGCCGGUGCCGAUGAAGAAGGACGACGAGGAGUUGGUGAGCUCCGCCCGAGCGUCGCCGGUGGUGCAGUCUCAGCAGCAGAUACAGCAGUCGAGAAGUAUGGCCGAGGUGGAAUUGCUGAAUUUGUUCUCCGACAAUCUGCCGCCACCGUCGAGCCCAAAUAUCUCCGCUAAGAAAGACUCGGAGGACUUGAAGGCCGUGGCGAUGGACAUCUUCGAAGAGAUCAAGAUGCUGAACACCGGCAUGCAUCGCGCUAAGGAGACCAAACCGCUGGCCGCGUCCUCGGGCUUCGAGGACAUGUUCUGCCCGUUCGCGGAGACGACGCGAUCGGACAAGGACGACAGCAAGGAGGACAGCAAUUGGGCCAAGUUCGACACGGGUGUCUUCGGCCCCUCGUCCGACAGAUCUUCGUGCGAGGGGCAGCGAUCGAUAGGCGGCACCUCGCCGUGGUCACCGGACGGCAAAGACUUCCACAGAGACAUUCCGUUCAAGGGAAGCGGCGGUUACCGACACUCGGGUGACAGCGACAACGAAUGGAAGGACGAGGAGGAGAGCGAGGAGAGCAACGGUAGGUUGCGAGGGGACGGCAGAUACUGGACCGGCUCCCGACAGCAUCCGCGAUUCGACGCGCCCGGUUUCGAGGACAGAUCGUUUUACGAGGAUGCCGACAAGCGGGACCGCAGCUUCCGCGACAGAAUGGGCAGGAAGUCACGCGGCGCGCCGUGGACCAAGAGCGGCAGCGUGCAUCGGCCGCGCGACCCGUCGCCCUGGCACGAGGAGAGCCAAUGGGAAGACGAGGGUCCGCGGCGGUAUCCGCAUCGGAAGGUGCAGCCCUACAAGGACGAGGAGGAUCAAUACGAGGCGCACUGGAAGUGCCGGUCGAAGCCGCCGCCGCCGCCGCCGCAGCGAUGUAAUUGGAGUCACGACGUUCACGGUUCGUACUACGACGACGAGCGUAAGCGGAAGCUGAUGCUGUGGAACGAGGAAGACCGUUUCGGCAGCAGCCAGGAGAGCAUGGGCUACGACGAGGAGGAUCGGUGGAACAGAAGAAGAUACGAGAGGAGACGAUGGGAGGAAGACAGCAGAUUCUGGAACAGAAGAGGGCCGCCGGACGCCGAUUAUUCGAUGAGAGAGGCGUACUACUAUUAUCGCGACAGCAGAGAGAGACCUCACGACUAUCCGUCCUGGGACGAGGAGUACGGCCCGGAACGUCCGGGCGACGACUCGCCCAGGUACAAUCCGGCCGGUAGGAAGAGACACUGGCCGAAGAGACCCAACAGCGCGAACGACGGUCGUAACAGCGAUAUGAUGUACGCGGACUCGCGCAAGUUCGGCGCCUCCAGAUCCGAAUGCAGUGACAACGACUCCGAUCCAUACCUACGACCUUCCCAGCGCUCCCGAAGCCGCGAGAGUUACUGGGGAAGCGAUCAGGAGUAUGACAGCUGGGUGGAGCGGCCGUACUGGUCCGAGGGUCCCGACUCGAAGAGCGAAACGAUGCACCGCAAGCGAAUAGCCAGGCACAAGACACGACAGGUGCAGAAGACGCAGAGUCCAUUCGAGGACGAUUUCGCGCAGAGCGUCGAGCACAUGGAAGCGUCCGGCCCGAGUGGCGUGGUAGAGCCGCUGGCACCGGUGGACGCGCGCGUACGGCCGGUGGAUGCGGCCGAUCAGAAGCGGGAACCGCCGCCCGCGAGCCCCUCGUCCGGUAUCCGAGGCCCCAAGGAUCAUCCUAGGCGAGAAAUCCCCUUCCGGGAGUACAGCAAACGGUCGAGCUACUUCGAGGACGAUCUCACGCCCACGGCGAGCGCGUCCAGCGACGCGUCCGACCGACAGAGAUUAUCGUCCGAGCUUAAGGCCACGCCGGAGGAGCUGCCAUGCGACACCAAGGAUCCGCAGCAGCCCAUCGACGGCUUCGUCUCCGAGGACAGCGGCCGCGAUUCCUUUUUCAACGGCGAUCUGAGGUUCGACGAUGACGCCUUCGUCUUCAAGUCCGAGCUGGACGACAACGUGCCGGAUCGCGCCACUACGCUUCCGCUGAAGAACUCGAGACAGGGAAAGUACGGGCCAGGGAAUAACAAUAAUAAUAACAAGUCGGCCAGGGGCGAUCAGUAUAUUCGGAAAUCGGAGUCGGUGAAUAUCUUCGCGAGGGAAAACGAUCCGUUCGACGGCGACGAUUUCUUCAAUUGAUGACAGCAUGUAUCAAGCGAAUGACGACAGUAAGGGUCGCGAAAACCCCCGCGCUGAACUUUGGUGACAUUAGAUGUGGACUAGAUAAUUGGAACUCGGAUGAGAGAAGGAGAGAGAGAGAACAAAGGAACGGUUUUCAUUGCACAUUCGGAAAACGUCGGCGGAUCGUGAAAAACGGUGGAAUUCAACGCUACAACGAUACUUGGUUCUCCUCUAGUCAGAACUCAGCUAUAGCAAUUUUAACGUAGUAAAAUUGAAGGAAGACUUUGGAAUGCGGCUCGAACAUAUCUGAAAAAAUUGUUGUCGUUCGCGAUUCAUUACGCGACUAAAAUAUUUUCUUGUAUUUUAUCUUUUAUCUAUUACAUUAAUUUACAAUAUAUGCCCGCGUAUUUUCUGACAGAUUUGAUUCCAAACAGGUUGAUUCUUGAAAAAAUUUUACGAUUUUUAAUCCUUUGUUUGGAAAUUCUGAUAAUUAUAAAUUUCGAAAAAUAACAAAGAAACUAGUCACUAUUUAACGAAUCUGUAUAUAAUAUUAUUGAUGUA